Molecule: messenger RNA, 1614 nt
Organism: Hydra vulgaris (swiftwater hydra)
Lineage: Eukaryota; Metazoa; Cnidaria; Hydrozoa; Anthoathecata; Hydridae
Biological process (GO): cell surface receptor signaling pathway; adenylate cyclase-modulating G protein-coupled receptor signaling pathway
Cellular component (GO): plasma membrane
Molecular function (GO): peptide hormone binding; G protein-coupled peptide receptor activity
Source: RefSeq, a predicted model, not a curated record
UCACGCAAAGUUUUUGAAAAUUUUGAAAAUUCAUAAACUAAAUACAACUCAAGUAUUUUUAAAGUUUUCAAAAUCGUUAUUUAGUUUUUUAGCUACUUUUUCCUUGUCUUCUAACACUGAAGUUAUAGCACUUUUUUCAAGCGUUGUACAGCCUUUAAACCUUUUAUUGAAUAUAAACUUUUAGAGAAAUGUUUAUGAUUUCACACAUUUGUGUUAUCGCAUUGAUUGCUUUGAAAACCAAUGCUUUGUCCCAAAAUCAAACAUUUAUGCUUGCUGUAUACUACAUAAAGAAAUGCGUAAGUCCGGCUAUAGUUAAUUACGAUUUAUUAACAAAACCAUUGGGCAACUGUGCAACUACUACAGGACGCUACUUGGAUUGUUUGAACAACACUAAAAAUAACACAAUAUAUAAUCAUCCUUGUCCUUAUCUUUUUUUUAAGUCAGGUGUCAUACCUGUUUUGUGUAAAAAUGGAACAUUUGGAAAAGUUGAUUAUACUUCUUACUGUUCAAAAAUAACUGAUGAGGAGAAAAACAAUAGAGAAUUUUUGGUGUUUUAUGAAGCAGGAAUAAUAUCAAAAUGGUUGUACCUGCCAUAAUAUCUUUUGCAAUAUUUUUACCAUUAAUGCUCCAAUACUCAGCAGAUAAACGUUUUACAGUAUGUUGGAAUAAUCAUAGUGAUUCUCGGAUAUAUUAUGCAAUUUUUGUACCAAUGUACUUAUUAGUUGGCAAUAAUGUACUUAUAUUGUUGUAUCUAAUGUGGAUAAUUAGAAGCAAGCUUAAAAGUGGUACUGGUUGUGAACUUGAGAAAUCAAGGAAAGCUGCUCGAAGUUUUUUUAUUCUUGUGUUUUUACUUGGUGGUGGUUAUAUUUUUGUAAGUACUGGACCAAAUGACUGCAUACCAUUUCAAUAUCUUCAAGUUAUUCUUAUUGUUCCUCAGGGUAUUUAUGUCUGCAUAUUUCAAAUUUUUAUCAGUAAAGAAAUACGAAAUUCUGCAAGGUUAAAGAUAAAUCGCCUCAAACAAAAAUCAUCUAUUCCACGAUUUAUUUCUCAAUCAACUCACAGCACUUCAACAAGUAUUAUAAAGAGAAUUAGUGCUGGGGUUUUUACUCGUAAAGGAUCGGAUUUAAAAUUCACUAGAACCAAAUCAACGGUGAAUACAAGUUCAAGUGUGGUUUUUAAUCUUAAUUUACAAGUAUGUAACAAUAGAAAUGACUUAUUAACAUUAGGAACAAAAAAUGCCGGAUUUGAAUCCGAGUUGCGGUAAUUACUUUCAUUCAUCUGGUGGUUUUUUCUAUGUAUUUAAUGCUAUUUGUUUUAAAGUAUUGAAAAAUGUAUUCAUAACAAUGUAUCACAUAGUUUAAAAAGACUUAUCAAGUAUUGAAGCAAACGGUACUAAACCCAUAUAUGUUAUUGACGUUAAACACUUUUGAACAGAAAAUUCAGUGAGAAUGUUUUCAACUUUUACCUUACAUUUUAUGUUAGUUGUCAUUUGAAGCACAUGUAAAUAAAUAAUGUAUUUAUACAAUUAUUUACCUAUAUAUUUUUAUAAAGUAUUGUAAUAAUAUUCCUAGGGUAACAAAUAUAACAACUUUACUUAUAAUAAAGUUACUGUUA